UACGUCAUUGUUAGCUAAGAAUGCUAAGGCCCUCUGGACUAAAACAAACCUCAAUUUCACCCACAGUAAACCGACGACACUCCUUGACAUGCUGACCCACGACCAGAAACGGCUGUGGAAGUACGUGGAAGAGGGCAGCUUGCUCAAACUCAAGUCCUACCUGCGGAAGCACCAGGACUUGGACGUGAACUUUACCCAGGGCAAGAGACAGAGGAGCCCGCUGCAUCUGGCGUGUAGCCUGGGGGACGACGCCAUGCUGCGGCUGCUCCUCGAACAUGGAGCUGAUGUGCUCCGGAGGGAUAGGAAGGGAGAUACGGCACUACACGUCGCUGUAAACAGGUCCCUGAAACACGGGAAAACGGCAUAUGACGACUUGGUUGUGCCUCUCAGAAAGAGUUGUCCGGAGGCCAUGAACGCCUCUAACAUUGCUGGAGUGACGCCCCAGGACCUCCUGAACUGGACCAAACACUCAGAGAAGACUGCCGCAAGCACAAGCACCCGGUCAGAGGAUGAUCCGGAACGAGACUGGAUGGAAAAGCUAUUUGGCGAAUGUGAGGACGAGUUCUGUGAAACAUUUGGAGUUUAUGACGCGGACGACUUCCUUCCUGUUGAUGACGAAGAAGAGGACUAUGGGGAUUGGGCUGACCGUAUUAGAAGAGAAUAUUUCUCUAAGAAGCACGCAGAAGCUCAGAGAAUGGCGGCAUCGUCAUCGUCUGGCUGGAAGAAGAAGAAGAGCAAGCGAGAAGGAGAGGAGCAGAGCUACAAGGAGCUGCAUCAGAGGCUCCAGAAAGAACACGAGGAGUAUUUGGCACGUGCCACACGCAAAGAAGAAGAGACCCGUCAGGGCAAGAAACGCCGCUAUGAUCAGAUGUGUGCGGCCACCUUCAACGCCGCGGCGGCUGACGACAGGGAAGCCAAGCUGCUCAGCUACGGCGACAUCCCCUGGCCGGCUCCACGCGGCACCGUUCAGGAGAUGGCGGACGUGAUGCUGCACGGCGUGGACCGCAAGGAUGCUGUGGGCUUUCGGAAGGCACUACGGAAGCAACAGACGCUGUGGCAUCCCGAUAAAUUUGCACAGAGGUGCGAGGCAAGGCUCGAGGAAAAGGACAAGCAGAGGAUCCUUGAUACAGUGACUGCUCUAUCGCAGGAACUCAACAGGCUGGCUCAGGGUCUGAGGACGUGAAGUCUCUUCAUUAGGUAGACAUACACUAAAGAACUGUGGAAUUUAACAGUUUAUUGUUAUUGUGAUGGUAGUAUCAUGCUGAGAUCUUAUUUAGGGGGGCAAAAUAUUAAUAACUAAAACCACAGUAAUAAACAACUUUGUGAAAGAGGGAUUUUUUAAAACUUUAAAUUAUUACGGUUUAGGUUUUCUGUUUAUGUGUGGUCUUCUGCUGAAUUUACUGUGAUCCAUUGCUGUAUCUUCAUGUCUGAGGGUAUUCAAGAUUAAAUCAGAUAACAUGAC
Molecule: messenger RNA, 1462 nt
Organism: Dunckerocampus dactyliophorus (ringed pipefish)
Lineage: Eukaryota; Metazoa; Chordata; Actinopteri; Syngnathiformes; Syngnathidae
Gene: nfkbil1
Product: nuclear factor of kappa light polypeptide gene enhancer in B-cells inhibitor-like 1
Exons: 4
Coding region: 89-1183 (364 amino acids)
Biological process (GO): canonical NF-kappaB signal transduction
Molecular function (GO): protein binding
Source: RefSeq, a predicted model, not a curated record